GAUCAGAAAAGGUGUCUCUGUGUAAAAUAUUUCAAAAAAAAUUUUUAUCCGAGAAGAGUUAAAAAUAAGAAAAUUUAAAUAGCUAAAAAUAGUAAUAAGAAACAGUGUUGCAAUCAUGUUUACCGUUACUGACGUUGCCACCUAGUGUAAAUUACUGCAAUCGGCGGUUCAGAGAGAGAGAGAGCAAACGCGAGAGUAGAGUUGCCAAUUGUCUGCGCUGCGCCCACCCAACACAAAUGCGGCUGUUUACAUUUAUUUGUGUUUGAUACGUGAACGCGCAUAGACGGAAAAAUUCUAGUUCGGAUCGCGCGUAGUGUUUUGUGAUUUUGCCAGCAAAGGCAAAAAACAAAGUGUUCGGUAUGCGUGUAAGAAAAAGAGUCAGUGCGUUUGGGUUUGUGUUUGUUUAGUGGCUGAAAGGAGAAGAGCCGCAAAAGAAAAUGUUCAAAACGGCGACAAAAACAAUAAUUUUAUAGUGGAAAAAAGGAAAUAAUAUACACAGCUGUCUAACGAAUUUUACAUAUCAGUAAUGUGAAAAAAUAUUCGAAAAUUUUUAUAAAUACCAAAUUACGUCAAUAAAUGAAAGAGAAAACUGCAAAAUCAUGCAACCGCUGCAAUUCAAAACUCAAAAAAACUUUUAUUUGGAAAUAAAAGCAAUUCGAAAAAGUAAAGUAUAAACACACAAAGUUGCAAAACGCAUUUUGCCACAUAAUAAUUUCAACAAAAGAAAUUCAUAAAUACGCAAAAAAAAAAAUAGUAAAAAAGUGAAAUUAAUUAUAACAAAAGCCAAAGCACCAUAAAAGUGAGCAAAAAGAUAGCAAUAAAAAAGCAAACAAAAAAAUCAAAAUCACUUCCAUUCAAAAGUAAAUAAAAGUGACGGUUGUGCGUCUGCAAAUGACAGCCAACCAAGUGAGCAGCGACUCGGCUGCCAAAAAGGCUGCUACACUACCAACAAUAGCAACAACAACAAUGAUGCCAACACAAACGUCCACGAUUAGUUGUGGAGUUGGCGCAUCUAAAGCGAGUAACGAAACAACAUUUCGAAUACAAAAGCAAAAUCAGCAACAACAACAACAGCAACAGCAAACAAUGCAGACGACGUCAUGCAGUAAGCAGCAGCCGAGCAAGCAUGCACAACUACAACGAAACUUACUCAUUGGAUUAAUUUUAACAGCAUUUUGCGCACAGAGUGUAAUUUGUGCCGACUUAGCCAUAAGCAUACCUAAUAAUCAAGGACUGGACAAUGUCUUUUAUCGCAUCGACUACAGUCCGCCAUUCGGUGAUCCAGCGCCAAACACAACAAUACCGUCGCGUGAGAUUGGCGAGGAGAUUCAAUUCUCGCACGCUCUGCCCGGCACCAAAUACAAUUUCUGGUUGUACUACACAAAUUACACGCAUCCAGAUGUGCUAUCGUGGACGGUGACAAUUACCACAGCGCCCGAUCCGCCCUCGAAUCUCUCCGUGCAAGUGCGCAGCGGCAAGAAUGCCAUCAUCUCGUGGUCACCGCCCACCCAAGGCAACUACACAUCCUUCCGCAUCAAAGUGCUCGGCCUCUCCGGUGCUUCCAGCUCAUACAAUCGCACAUUCGUCGUAAAUAACACAUUCCAGCACAGCGUCAAAGAGUUGACGCCGGGCGCCACAUAUCAGGUGCAGGCCUACACCGUGUACGACAACAAGGAAUCAGUGGCGUAUACCAGCCGCAAUUUCACAACAAAGCCCAAUACACCCGGCAAAUUCAUUGUCUGGUUUCGUAAUGAGACCACACUGCUCGUGCUGUGGCAACCACCGUAUCCAGCCGGCAUUUAUACCCAUUACAAAGUGUCCAUUGAACCACCGGAUGCGCUAGAGAGUGUGCUGUAUGUGGAGAAGGAAGGCGAACCACCGGGUCCCGCACAAGCGGCUUUCAAAGGACUUGUGCCCGGACGUGCUUAUAAUAUAUCGGUACAAACAAUGUCCGAAGAUGAAAUUUCGCCACCGACUACCGCACAAUAUCGCACUGUACCGUUACGACCGCUGAAUGUGACAUUCGAUAAGGAUUAUAUAACAUCGAACUCGUUUCGUGUGUUGUGGGAAGCGCCAAAAGGCAUAUCAGAGUUCGACAAAUAUCAAGUUUCGUUGGCCGCUUCACGUCGACAAUCCACUGUUUCACGAAAUAAUGAUCCGAUUGCUUACUUUGAUUUUCGCGAUAUCACCGAACCGGGAAAGACGUUCAAUGUUAUCGUGAAAACCGUUUCGGGUAAGGUGACCUCAUGGCCAGCGGCUGGAGAUGUAACGCUACGUCCGCUGCCAGUGCAUAAUUUACGUUCGUUUAAUGACGACAAGACAAAUACCAUGCGUAUCACAUGGGAGCCGGAUCCAGCGAGCACACAGGAUGAAUACCGCAUAGCUUAUCAUGAACUGGAGACGUUCAACGGUGACACGAGCACCUUUACCACCGAUCGCACAAGCACUAUUCUGGAGAGCCUGCUACCGGGUCGCAAUUAUUCGCUUUCCGUGCAGGCGGUCUCAAAGAAAAUGGAAUCGAACGAAACAACAAUAUUCGUGGUAACACGUCCAUCCUCACCCAUUAUUGAGGAUCUAAAGAGCAUACGCACAGGUCUAAAUAUAAGCUGGAAGAGUGAUGUGAACUCCAAACAAGAAAAAUAUGAAGUACUGUAUUCGCGCAAUGGUACCUCUGAGGUGCGUACCAUAGACACAAAGGACUCACGUUUGGUCAUCACCAAUUUGCAUGCUGGCGCCGGUUAUGAGGUGAAGGUCUUUGCCGUUAGUCAUGGUCUGCGAAGUGAACCGCAUGCUUAUUUCCAAGCAGUGUUUCCCAAUCCCCCACGCAAUAUGUCCAUCGAAACCGUACGCAGCAACUCUGUGUUAGUGCAUUGGGCGCCACCUGAGAAUAGUGAUUUCACUGAGUACUCGAUGCGGUACCGCACGGAGACUAAAGAGCAAUGGACUAACUUACCCAGUGUGCGCGCCACUGAGACGGACAUUACCGAUAUGACUAAAGGUGAAAAGUACACCAUACAAGUAAAUACUGUAAGCUUCGGUGUGGAGAGUCCCAAUCCACAAGAGGUAGUGUAUACCGUACCGCCGAAUGAGGUAUCCAAUAUCAUACCCUUGGUGGAUUCGCGCAACAUUACAUUAGAAUGGCCAAAGCCCGAGGGACGCGUUGAAUCGUAUAUACUAAAGUGGUGGCCUACCGAAAAUCCGAGCAAAGCUCAAACUAAAACAGUAUCUGAGAAUAAAUCAGAUGAGUUAUCCACUGUGCGUGUAUUGAUUGGUGACCUAAUGCCUGGUGUACAGUACAAAUUCGAUAUACAAACCACUUCCUACGGCAUCUUUUCACGCACCACACACCUCUCCACACGCACCAUGCCGCUCAUACAGUCGGAGGUGGUUGUUGUAAAUGACAGACAAGAGGAUGAACGCGACACCAUAACGCUCUCAUACACACCAACACCACAGUCAUCUUCGAAAUUCGACAUCUACCGUUUCUCACUCGGUGAUCCAGAGAUAAAGGACAAGGAAAAGUUAGCCAACGAUACCGAUCGCAAGGUCACAUUUACCGGGUUAAUACCGGGCCGUCUAUACAAUAUCACCGUUUGGACGGUAAGUGGCGGCGUGUCCAGUUUACCCAUACAACGUCAAGAUCGUCUAUUCCCCGAACCGAUAACUCAAUUGCACGCCACUAACAUCACAGACACUGAAAUCUCGCUCAAAUGGGACAUACCGAAGGGCGAAUAUAAUGACUUCGAUGUACAAUACUUGACCGCUGACAAUAUACUCGCACAAAAUAUUACCCCACGCAAUGAAAUCACCAUCGCCGAUCUACGUCCACAUCGCAACUAUACAUUCACAGUUGUCGUGCGUUCGGGCACUGAAUCUUCGGUGUUGCGUAGCAGCUCACCACUAUCAGCAAGCUUUAGCACGAACGAAGCAGUACCAGGACGUGUUGAACGUUUCCAUCCGAUCGAUGUGCAACCGAGUGAAAUCGUUUUCGAGUGGUUGCUGCCGACGAGUGAGGCCAACGGUGUCAUACGUCAAUUCUCCAUCACGUACAUGAAUGUGAACAAUGUCACCGAGAUGCGUAUACAACAAUUCGAGUCUUCCGAUGUCACUGGCACCAUACGCAACCUUAGGCCGGGCGAAACGUAUAUUUUCAAAAUACAAGCGAAAACAUCGGUUGGCUAUGGACCGGAACGAGAGUAUAAGCAAACCAUGCCAAUUUUGGCACCGCCACGCCCACCCACACAAGUAGUGCCCACCGAAGUGUAUCGCAGUUCACAAACAAUACAGAUACGUUUUCGUAAAAACUAUUUCUCCGACCAAAAUGGCGCGGUCCGCUGGUAUACGAUCAUCGUCGCCGAGGAUGAAACUAAAAAUGCUUCAGGUCUGGAGAUGCCAAGUUGGCAUGACGUGCAAUCGUAUAGUGUAUGGCUGCCAUAUCAGGCAAUCGAUCCAUAUUAUCCCUUCGAAAAUCGUUCGAUAGAGGACUUCACUAUCGGCACAGAAAAUUGUGACAAUCGUAAAAUAGGUUACUGUAAUGGACCGUUAAAAUCGGGCACUACAUAUCGAGUGAAAGUCAGAGCCUUCACAGCGCCUGACAAAUUCACAGACACAGCCUACAGCUUCCCCAUACAAACAGAUCAAGAUAACACUUCGUUGAUUGUCGCCAUCACCGUGCCACUAACCAUCAUCUUCGUACUGCUCAUCACUUUAUUCGUUUUUAAGCGUCGUCGCAAUAGUUGCCGCAAGGCUACAAAAGACUCGCGUGCCAACGAUAACAUGUCGCUGCCCGACAGUGUAAUCGAGCAAAAUCGUCCGAUUCUGAUUAAGAAUUUCGCCGAACACUAUCGUCUCAUGUCGGCCGAUUCGGAUUUCCGUUUUAGUGAGGAAUUUGAAGAGCUAAAACAUGUGGGUCGUGAUCAGUCGUGCACAUUUGCUGAUCUACCUUGUAAUCGUCCAAAAAAUCGUUUCACCAACAUUUUACCUUACGAUCAUUCGCGCUUCAAACUGCAGCCUGUCGAUGAUGAUGAGGGCUCGGACUAUAUAAAUGCCAACUAUGUGCCGGGUCACAACUCGCCGCGUGAAUUCAUUGUGACACAAGGUCCGCUGCAUUCGACACGCGAUGAUUUCUGGCGCAUGUGUUGGGAGAGUAAUUCUCGUGCCAUUGUGAUGUUAACGCGCUGCUUCGAGAAGGGGCGUGAGAAAUGUGAUCAGUAUUGGCCAAAUGAUACGGUGCCCGUCUUCUAUGGCGACAUCAAAGUGCAAAUUUUAAAUGAUAGCCACUAUGCGGACUGGGUAAUGACGGAGUUCAUGCUGUGCAGGGGCAGCGAACAGCGCAUUAUGCGCCACUUCCAUUUCACCACUUGGCCGGACUUCGGUGUACCAAAUCCGCCACAGACGUUGGUGCGCUUCGUGCGCGCUUUCCGCGAACGUAUCGGCUCCGAGCAACGUCCAAUUGUCGUGCAUUGCAGCGCUGGUGUGGGCCGCUCCGGCACAUUUAUAACGCUCGAUCGCAUUCUGCAGCAGAUAAAGACUUCGGAUUUUGUCGAUAUUUUCGGCAUUGUCUAUGCCAUGCGUAAAGAGCGCGUUUGGAUGGUGCAAACGGAACAGCAGUAUAUCUGCAUUCAUCAGUGUUUGCUGGCUGUGCUUGAGGGUAAAGAGAAUAUUGUAGGUCCUGCGAGAGAAAUUCACGAUAAUGAAGGUUACGAAGAGCAACAACUACAGCUUGAUGAGAACGGCGAGGUGAUUGCAACUAUUGAAGGACAUGAAUUGCAGCCCGAAGAAGCGGAGGAAAUCGAUAAUGAGAACGCCGCCAUCAUACAUGAUGAUCAACAGCCAUUAACCGGUUUCGGUGGUGCGGCACACAGUGCCUCGAUGACAUCGUCCUUCAAUGGUGGCGCUCAUAUGUACUCCGAUAGCACCGCAGUGGACAGAUGACAUUCGAUUAGCCAAAACGAUAAUAACAACUCUGUGGUUAUCGUUUUGGUGGAUAAUAAACCCAGCUCGAUGAUCUGUAAAGAGGGUGCCAUCGAUGUUAUCAGCAUUGGCGGCAAUGUGGUACACAACACCAAUACGCUCGGUGGAAGCGGUGCGGGAAAUCAUCAUAAUACAAACGGUGGCAACAACUCAAUGAACGGCCACCACACGCUGCAACACAGACGCAAGUCACAGCUAAUCACAUUCAGCGCGUCAUCCUGUGAUAUUAAGAAUAGUCUCAGCCAUGAGAUUAUAUUGGUGAAUAGCAAUGGCAAUAGCGUCAACAAUGGUGGCAGCGGCGUUACUGCUGUUGGCAAUGGACCACGUGGCAGUAUAGUCGGCAGUAUUAGCAAUAGCAGCGCUGUUGUCAUCGGCAAUGGCAGCUCGGGUAGUGGUAGCGGCGGUGGCGGUAAUGCGCGCCUAAGCUUUGCCGAGGAGGAUAUAAUGAUUGUGACCAAUGGCAGUGGUAGUGGUUGUGGUGGUGUUGGCGGUGGCGGCUCAGCUUCAGUUUCCGGCGGCUCCGGUAGCGGUGGCUCCGGUUCGGGUAAUGAUGGUGAUCUAGAUGAUGAUGUCUUCCGUCGCCGUUCGCUCGAUGUUGACGAGGAUGAUGAAGAUGAAGAUGUGGAGGAGGACGAUGGCCUCUUCGACGAUGUCUACGGCACGCAUAUUGAUGUGGCACAUAAUGCCAAUGACGACAGUGGUGGCGGCAGCUAUGAGGAUUCACAUGCCAUGCAUAGCUCGUUGGCGGGCAGCAACCGUAAUAGUUUGGAAAAGGACGAUGAUGACAUCGAGGCGGAUGUGAUCAGCACAGAUGUUAGCUGCUAUGAUCAGUUGUUGGGCACAAGUUGUAAUACGCGCAAUGACGAGGACGAAAUAGCGACACUGGUUGGUGAAGGCGAAAGCUAUACAAAACUCUGUAAAACCGGUGUUAAGGGCACAACUACAUUGAAUGGUGUUGGUAGUGGUGGUGUUGGUGAGAACGGUGGCAUCAUAUAUGCCAAUCCGUUUUUGGAUGAUGAAGGCAUCGCGGAAUCGGGAAUGUAAAAAAUACUAACUAAAGUCAAAUUAAAUACUUUAAACUAUAUUUAGAGCUGAACAAAUGAAAAUAUGACGCUUUACGACCUAAAUUGAUCAAUAAGAGAAUAUGCAAUAUUGAGCAUAACUUUUAUUUUAGCAAAAUAACGGUUAUGCGCCGUUAGAGACUCGAAUGUGGAAGAGCAACUCAAAGUGAAUGGAUAUCAAUAUUGCGAAAUAAAUUAGAAGAAUACUAAUUUACAUAAGAGAUAAACAUACACAUAUAUAAAUAUAUAUAUAGAAUAAAUGGACAACAGUUAAAGUACUCGUACUGCUAAGAAUUACAAAAACAACAAAACAAUAAUGAAGCGUUGAAGCAGUAAACGUAAAGAAGAAUCUCGCCAACAAAGGAACAAAUAUUUAAAAAAUAUUUAUACUUAAACAAAACAGCAACAACUUAAUUAAAUAAUUAAUUAGUGAAUGUGCGAAAUAAAGCAAUGUGUAAAGUUUUUUACAUCAAAUGUAUAAUAUAAUAAAUACUAAAAAAUAUUGCUAUACUUAUACAUAUAUAAUAUUAUGCAUAAUUAAAUAUGCAAUUAAAACUAACAAAAACAUUGCAUUUGUCUAAGUGAAUAAAGCAAUAGCAAACGAAUCAUUGGCAACAACAAAUGAAUUUUUAAUUUUUUUGUUUUUUUUUUUAAGCACUUUUAAAUAUUUUUUAAAACCAAAAUCACUGUAUAAAACCAAUUUGUUCGCAAUUCAUUGUUUUCUACUUUACUUUGUUUUUUUUUUUUUGUUGUAAGUACUAAUGUAAACUGAUAAUUACAUUUUAUUAAUUUUAAAAUAUUUUUUUUGUUAUCACAUGCCUAAAAUUGUUUGUACAAGCGCAAUGAUGAGCUAUGAACUAAUGUGGCAAAUUUAUAAAUAUGUAUAUUUAAAUGCUUGUAAUGGUAUAUGUAAAUCUUCUUAUUGUAUGAAAGUUAGGCAAUAUGUAUUUUAUAUAAAACUUUUUUUUUUAAAUGUAUUGUAUGUAUAUUUAAAAGUUUUGUAAAUGUAUUUGUAAAAAAUGAAGUAAGCAAAACUUGAUAUCUUCAAAAAGAGCCAAGAACAAGUUACAAUAGAUUUAUAUUUUAUGUUGAUUUUAAUUUCAAUUUAUCAAACUUAAAUUUUUUAACUGUUUGUGUUUUUUUUUAUUGUAAACAAACCGAAAUAAAAUAUGGACAAACAUAAUUUAUAA
Bactrocera oleae (olive fruit fly) is the source of this 8224-nucleotide messenger RNA. Lineage: Eukaryota; Metazoa; Arthropoda; Insecta; Diptera; Tephritidae. The record is from RefSeq and is a predicted model, not a curated record.